Messenger RNA from Camellia sinensis, 414 nucleotides. The record is from RefSeq and is a predicted model, not a curated record. NCBI's taxonomy places the organism in Eukaryota, Viridiplantae, Streptophyta, Magnoliopsida, Ericales, Theaceae.
AUGACUAUCAUAACUAUGUCCACUACUAACUUCCAUGGAACCUGUAUAAACAAGGUGUGUGCCAAGUUUAGGAAAAAAACCUUGGAACAUCGUGAGUUGAUGGAGACCAUCUUCAUGGGGACAUCAGCUACUGGUAAGCACCAUUGGAUCCCGGGAGAGAAACUUCCUAAAGCUGCUAAUGACUUAUCUGAUUCAGUGCAUAGUUUGGGAGCCCAUCCAUUUGCUGAUCCGAUACCCGUAGGAGUACAGGACGUGGAUUUAGAUUCUUCACUGGAGCAUGUUCCGAUUGAAAAGGGGAAAAGGAGAGAGACGCCAUCAAGCAGUGUUUCAAAGUCGAAGAAGGCAAUAAGUGGAGCGUUAGUUAUUGCGGAAAGCAUGAACAAUCUGACAGAUGUGGUGCGUACGAAGAAUUAG